Nicotiana tabacum (common tobacco) is the source of this 1071-nucleotide messenger RNA. Its product is annotated as nudix hydrolase 15, mitochondrial-like. Gene Ontology annotation, molecular function: coenzyme A diphosphatase activity. The record is from RefSeq and is a predicted model, not a curated record. Lineage: Eukaryota; Viridiplantae; Streptophyta; Magnoliopsida; Solanales; Solanaceae. Gene Ontology annotation, biological process: coenzyme A catabolic process.
GCUUGCAUUGCUCCUUCAGAGUCAAUGAAUAAUUGCGAGGCUGAUCAGACACUCACUAAAAAUGUCCAACCAGUUAUCAACUUUUCUUCCAUAUUGGAGGAUGAAGAAACUGAUCAAUACACUGAUAAUUUGCAUGAGAAUUCUUAUAUUCUUGGGAUCAAAGAGUAUAUAGCGAAUAGGAAUCUUCACUUAUCUAAAGUCAUUUCCAGAGAGAAAAGAGCAGCUGUUUUGAUAUGCCUCUUUGAAGGCCUUGAAGGUGAACUACGUGUAAUUCUCACCAAAAGAUCCAUGAAACUUUCUACUCAUCCAGGAGAGGUAGCCUUGCCUGGUGGAAAGAUGGAUGAAGAAGAUUUAGAUGAUUCUGCUACUGCUCUGAGAGAAGCAACAGAGGAGAUUGGUUUGCAAUCCAGUCUUGUUCAAGUUAUUACUAACCUUGAACCAUUCAUAUCGUUGCAUCUACUUACAGUUGUACCAGUAGUGGGGCUAUUGUCUAGAGUAGAAGAAUUCAAGCCCGCCCUUAAUGCCGACGAAGUUGAUGCUAUUUUUGAUGUACCCUUGGAUAUGUUUCUUAAGGAAGAUAAUCACAGACGUUUGGAAAAGGAGUGGGGAAGAUUGAAAUAUGUAUGUCACAUAUUUGAAUAUGAGUCGCCUAAUAAGCAAGAAAUUUUUCAUAUAGGAGGAUUGACAGCAAGCAUUUUGAUUCAUGCUGCAUCUGUCAUUUAUCAAGAGCCUCCUUCUUUUUCUGAAUAUCUUCCUGAUUUUAGUCAAUUACAAUUUACCCUGAACAAGAAAGGCAGCUGCUAACUUUGGAUAGAGACGGAUCUAGAGUUUAAGCUCUAUAUAUAGGUUCAAAUGAAUCCCGAUAUUCAUACGCUACAUUUGCCUCUGACUUUGGAUACGGUGCACUUGUUUUUUUUUUUUUUUUUUUCCGGUUUUCUUCUGAAAUAACUUUUGUAGAUCAUCAAUAAGUCGUUCUAUAUCCUUCAAAAGUAGUCAUCAACAGCAAAGUUGAUUAUGAACUUAGCUGAAAAAAGAAAGGCUCACAUGGUCCGAGGAGAGUUUAGUGAAAAA